Molecule: messenger RNA, 921 nt
Organism: Dioszegia hungarica
Lineage: Eukaryota; Fungi; Basidiomycota; Tremellomycetes; Tremellales; Bulleribasidiaceae
Product: CRAL-TRIO domain-containing protein
Exons: 8
Coding region: 1-921 (306 amino acids)
Molecular function (GO): phosphatidylinositol transfer activity
Source: RefSeq, a predicted model, not a curated record
AUGAAGAGUCGAGCGAGCACCCCGAAGGUGUCACAACCUAUCGACAUUGUGUCGUAUUUGACGCCGCCCGCGAAUAGGCCGAAUAUCAAGCUACCUCGCUUGCCGGCCGAAUAUGAGCCGCAGCUGCAGAGCUUGCAGUCGCACUUUAAUGACCAUGAUUUGAAGCUUGAUGUGAAGGAGACGACGGGGUAUGAGGAAGCUGGCGCGCCCGAGGUGGAGAAGCGGGGACUGGACGAGAGGGAGAUGAUGUAUUUGUCGCGAGAGACAUUUGUACGGUACCUGCUGGGUGAGGCUUUCUCCUAUCAAUCGAUUCCGCAGCAAGCUAAUCGUACAGGCAAAGGUAUCGUCCUCGGCUUUACACCAGACUCUCAACCUAUUGUGUACUCGUUUAUCAACCGGAAUCCUACACCGGUCAAUGAGCGUCGAGGGGUAGAUACGACCUUCAUGAUAGAAAGAGCUACUGAUCUGAUGGUCGACGGUGUCAGCGAGUGCCUAGUCAUCUUCCAAUACGGCGGAGAGAAACUUGGCGAGUCCUCGACACUGAGUACCACCCGAGACAUGCUCAACAUCAUCUCGUCACACUACCCUCACAAAUUCUCCUUAUCAGCUUUCCAGGGCAUGCCAUGGCUCGUCCGGACAGCCACAAACGUCGUUUGGCCUUUCGUCGACAUCGGCCUGAGAGAAAGGGUCAAGUAUGACAAGGACUUAGUAGGAGAUGGGGAUGUCGUAAAGGAGGUGCUACUGAAGCAAUGCGGAGGGGGUCUUGAUUACACGUAUGAUCACGAGCAGUAUUGGGACACCUUGAUCAGGGUGUGCAUGGAGCGCCGGAAGGAUGCGCUGGAGAGAUGGCGGGCUUUAGGGGAGAAGCGGACGGGGAGGGAGGAGAAGCUGUUCAAGGUCAGGCCAGGGGUUCACGCUUGA